GGGGCCGGGCGGGCGGAACUCGCGGGGCGGGGAGCUCGUUUGACCCCGGAACCCCGCCAAAGACGGCCCACGCGAUGGGACGCGAUGGCCACGGCGGGAGACGCAGACGGAGACGCUGGCCUCAGCGGAGCGGCUGCUCGCUGCUGGUGGGACGCAUGGCUCCAGCAGUGCCUGCAGCUAGAUGGCUCAUGUCUUCGUGUACGGCACCCUGAAACGAGGACAACCCAACCACAAAGUGAUGCUGGACCAGUCACAUGGCUCAGCAGCCUUCCAAGGCCGGGGCUGCACACUUGAGUCCUUCCCAUUGGUGAUCGCCGGUGAGCACAACAUACCAUGGCUGUUACACCUGCCGGGCAAGGGCCACUGUGUGGCAGGUGAGAUCUACAAGGUGGAUGAACAGAUGCUGAGCUUCCUGGAUGACUUCGAAGGCUGCCCCAGCAUGUACCAGCGCACGGCCCUGCAGGUGCAGGUGCUUGAGUGGGAGGGUGCCGAUGACCCUGGGGACAGGCUCCAGUGCUUUGUGUACAGUACAACCACCUAUGCACCUGAGUGGCUGCAUCUCCCCUACCAUAAAAGCUAUGAUUCCGAGGGCCCGCACGGGCUGCGCUACAACCCCCGGGAAAGCAGGUGAGGGGCCCAGUGGCUGGCUGGCUCAACAUCUGUCUAUAAAACAUAUUGACAAAAGGUCUUUGACACAAAUUUUGCAAAUGCUCUAAUCCGAUGUUACUAUUGCUUGCUAUUCAAGGGAGCUUUUGGGCUUGCAGCUAGCUACUAGAUGAGAGACACUCUGGGCUGAAGUCCCCUAAAUGUCAGUUACAGGACACCUGGUACUCUUUUGCUUUGCUCCAAAGAUGGCAUAUCUCCUGUGACUAAAGACCCAGCUGCAGUUGAAUCUCAGAAACUGAAUGUAUUGAUUCCCACAUACGAAAUCUAGAAGGAAGUGGUGGGAAAUGCUGGUUUGGGAUGGCUCCGUGGAAGAAUACCCUGAAGAAAAGCACCUAGACUAUGUACUCCAUCACCCCUUAUACUUUCCAGAUCACACACAAACUAUUAAAACAGCCAUUAAAAUAGAAGCAUGUUGUUUGGCCCUUUUUAUGUACUUACUUGAUAGAAGGUGUUUUUCAGUCUGAUUCAGUGAAGUCAGGAGUAGUGACUUGCUGGGAGACAGCUGAGCCCUCAGACUUUAUAUUGUUGAUGGGUGCCUAGCUCUCGGCAGCCUUGCCCAUCUCUGCCACCUGAAGGUGCAGCCUUUGGGGGUAGGCCUUUCAGAAGAACCAACACAUUAGUAAUUUGUUCCUCAGGCCCUGACAGAAGGCUUUGCUCCCAAAUACAAACAACACUUAAUGUUAGGAAGCUGCGAAGUACCAAUUACCUCCACCUCCAUCUGAUAAUCUGUCAGCACAUGAUUCUGCUG
Chionomys nivalis (European snow vole) is the source of this 1414-nucleotide messenger RNA. RefSeq names its product gamma-glutamylamine cyclotransferase (gene Ggact). Lineage: Eukaryota; Metazoa; Chordata; Mammalia; Rodentia; Cricetidae. Gene Ontology annotation, molecular function: gamma-glutamylaminecyclotransferase activity. Bases 182 to 631 code for a protein of 149 amino acids. The transcript has 2 exons. The record is from RefSeq and is a predicted model, not a curated record.